Prinia subflava (tawny-flanked prinia) is the source of this 1442-nucleotide messenger RNA. It is a transcript of the gene IRX6, whose product is annotated as iroquois homeobox 6. The record is from RefSeq and is a predicted model, not a curated record. The transcript is spliced from 7 exons. Gene Ontology annotation, molecular function: DNA-binding transcription activator activity, RNA polymerase II-specific; RNA polymerase II cis-regulatory region sequence-specific DNA binding. NCBI's taxonomy places the organism in Eukaryota, Metazoa, Chordata, Aves, Passeriformes, Cisticolidae. Bases 1 to 1302 code for a protein of 433 amino acids. Gene Ontology annotation, cellular component: nucleus. Gene Ontology annotation, biological process: positive regulation of DNA-templated transcription; regulation of transcription by RNA polymerase II; neuron differentiation.
AUGUCCUUCUCUCAGUUCGGAUACCCCUACAGCACCACUUCACAGUUCUUCGUGCCCGCCAGCCCCAGCACGACCUGCUGCGAGGCCGCCCCCCGCUCCGGGCCGGAUGCCGCCUCGGCGCCGGCCGCCGCCUCGCUGUGCUGCGCCCCGUACGAGGGCCGGCUGCUGGCGCCCGGCCGCGCCGAGCUCAAUGCGGCGCUGGGCAUGUACAGCGCCCCGUACGCCGCCGGCCAGGGCUACGGCAACUACCUGCCCUACGGCGCCGAGCCCGCCGCGCUCUACACCGCGCUGAACCCCCAGUAUGAAAUCAAAGACGGCGCCGGCACGCUGCACUCGGGAAUCGCGCAGCCCGCUACCUACUACUCCUACGAUCAUUCCUUGGGGCAGUACCAGUACGACAGGUACGGGACGGUGGAUUUCGGUGGUUCAGCCAGACGCAAAAAUGCAACGCGAGAGACCACGAGUACCCUCAAGACCUGGCUGUACGAACACCGCAAGAACCCUUACCCCACCAAAGGAGAGAAAAUCAUGCUGGCUAUCAUCACUAAAAUGACCCUGACGCAAGUGUCCACUUGGUUUGCUAACGCCAGACGGAGGCUCAAGAAAGAAAACAAAAUGACCUGGUCUCCCAAGAACAAAGCGGGGGAAGAGAGGAAAGAAGAAGCCCCGAGGGAAGAGGAUGCAUACAGUGCGGAGGGUGAAGGCAGAGAGCAGAAGAGCUACAAAGAGGACAAGGACCUGCGGUUCAGCGACCUGGAGGAGGAGGAGGAAGAGGAGGAGGAGGCGGGGAAGCCGGAGAAGGGCCGGACCAGCUCCCUGCAGGAAGCCCCCAGCCUGGGCGCGGCCCUGCCCGAGGCUCCGCGGAGCGACUGCAGCCUGCCCGGCCCCUUCCACGCCUUUCCUUGUGCCAAGGCCCCCGCCGCGGACUUCGCCCCCGCCUCCUUGGCCGGCCCGCCGCCGCCCUACGCGCCCGCGGAGAAGCCGCGCAUCUGGUCGCUGGCGCGCACCGCCGGGGCCAGCGCCGCGCACCGGGGCAGCCCCGAGGGCCGCGGGGCGGAGGGAGGCGGCGGCGCACAGGGGGAGCAGCCCCUGCCCGCCAAGGCCUUCCGGAGCUCCGCGUUCAACCUGCAGCCGCUCCCGCGAAGCUGCGCGUCCCACCGCGGCCUGGGGGAGCCGUGCCAGUUCGCGGCGGCGGGCGAAGGCUUCGGGCGGGGCGCCAAGGGCGGCCCGGGAGGCACCGAGCUGGGUGGGACCUGCCUGGACAGGCUGCGGACGGCGUUCCGGCCCGUGCUGCGGAGGUGAGGGCCGCCCGCCCCGUCCUGGGCGCUGGCGAGGGGGCUCCGGCUGUAACGAGGCUCUCGGCUUGCCGCAGCGAAAGACAGCUCUCCCCGGGCCGGCGAUGGCCUCGCGGCUCCGCCUGCCCUGCCCUCGGCGGGCAGAGG